Messenger RNA from Lentinula edodes (shiitake mushroom), 2256 nucleotides. RefSeq lists its product as uncharacterized. The transcript is spliced from 10 exons. Gene Ontology annotation, biological process: poly(A)+ mRNA export from nucleus. Lineage: Eukaryota; Fungi; Basidiomycota; Agaricomycetes; Agaricales; Omphalotaceae. The record is from RefSeq and is a predicted model, not a curated record. Gene Ontology annotation, molecular function: RNA binding; protein binding. Gene Ontology annotation, cellular component: nucleus. The coding region runs from base 127 to 1968 and encodes 613 amino acids.
ACUGUAUCACAGUCACAUGACCGUGUGUUAUUGCAGUGCCUUUUCGGGUCCGGCCUUGUGGCUCUUGACGACUCGUUUUUUGUUUUAAACCACCAUCACAUCUCCAAAAGGGCGCCACUUACUGCAAUGUUUUCCAGUCCUACACCUGCUCCUGGAUCCAGAACGCUGGCUUCGAAUGCUCUUCGGAAUGCUGGUCUCAUAGACCGCGAUGCAAAGAUGCGAGAUGCGACUGAUAAACCAGGUGGCCGCAAAGGCUCUUCUAAAGCUCGGUCGCAUCGAACGCGUCCCAUAGACGUCUACAAGGACUCAGGCCCUAGCAAAUCGCUCUCUGCUCGGUUGAACACUCACGCAAGUCAUGCCGGCCCUUCGGAUCCGCUAACUAUUCGUGGGGCAUCAUCUCGGCCGACUACAGCUGGUCGUCUACGUCGGAAUGCAGUCUCAGGAGCCGUUGAAACCAAUAGUCCAUCACGGAUUCCCGUACGGGUUACGCAUACAACGCCCAAGAGCGUAGAGGCAUGGAGAAAAUUCGUUCAGAAACGAUGGAGCCCAGAUACAGCAUUAUUAGACCUCAGUAACAUGAUUGAAGACGAGAUGGUGAAGAAGUUCAACCUCAUGCCUCCCGGCCAUGGUGGGAGCGCUCGUGAUGCAGCUGUAGUGUUCAAACUGGCAAAAGAGCUCAAACCACAGGUGCAAUCGCUGAAUCUAGCUAAAAAUCAACUUAGCGGCCAGCAUCUAUCACUACUCAGUCAUUAUCUUCCGGGACUAGUCAAUCUAUCCUUGCAGGACAAUGACCUCAAAACCUACAGAGACCUCGACGCUAUUUCUGGCAGAAAGGACAAGCUCGUCGGGUUGAAAGAGCUAUUGCUUGCCGGCAAUCCUUUACGCGAGGAAAUGAUAAAGAAGGAUGCUGAACAAUUCAAGAAUGAAGUAUCGCGUCGAUUUCCAUCCCUUAUGACCCUCGAUGGCCAAUCCAUAGCUCAAAUAUCAUUCGAUGUAUCUCGAGAACCUAACAAGCUCUCGACUGCUGUACAGAAGCCAUCAUCCACCACAUUUCCUGUAGAAAUGAGUGGUUCGUUGAUUGUAGGUGUUGAUGGAGCUUUACUGAGCAACUUUCUGGUUCGAUUUUUCUCCGCAUAUGAUUCUCAACGUGCAGCGUUGAAAGAUGUUUAUGACGCCGCCGCUACGUUCUCUUAUUCGUGUAACACAUCGAUACCGGAGCGUGCAAGGAUCCUGGCGUUGCAUCACAAACUUCCCAAUCAAAGAAAGCUUGAAUGGGGUCCAUGGCUUGACCAAGGGAACACCGGCUCACGCAACCUCAUGCGUCUUGCCCAUUCCCAUGAAAAGCAAGUACAAAGGCUUUUACUCGGUGGCGAAGCUAUUGCCGCCUAUGUCUCCACUUUACCGUUAACGAAACACGAUAUUUCCGGUCCUGCCGAAAAGUUUUGCGUAGAUUGUUUUCCCGUUGCUCAGGGCGGAAUGAUGGGACUACUCGUCAUGGUACAUGGUGAAUUCACGGAAUUACCAGCGGAAGGUCUGAGGUCUUUUGACCGAACAUUUGUUCUAGUUCCAGCACCCGAGGCCUCACGUGCGAAAUCAAGCGGCUGGGACGUUGUCAUUAUUUCCGAUCAGUGGACGAUACGAGCGUACUCUUCGCCAGACGCUUGGAAGCCCGGUCCAAUGGUUGUGCAGCCAGACCCCGCGGCAGUGAGACAGAAGAAUGGACCUUCCGGGAACGAUUCAAACUUGGAUAAAGGGCGAACGGUUUCCCUACUGUCGACUGAACAGCAAAACGCGCUUGGCCAAAUACCGGAACCUCAACGAUCGAUGGUGCUGCACAUUUCUGUUCGCACAGGGUUGAAUGUCCAGUAUUCGGUUGACUGUUUGACGAAUAAUGGUUGGGAUGUAGAGAAAGCGUUUGCGAAUUUCGAGCAAGUAAAGGGCACUUUGGCAAGAGAAGCAUUCCUGUAAACUAUAAUCAUAUAGUAUCCGUUGGACAAUGACAGACACAACGUCUAUUGACAUGGAAGAACUAGAAAUACCUAAACGACAAUCCCACUUAUUUUAUAUCAUAUAUCACCCUCCUCGCAUCGCAUCUCAGACUUCAUUGCAAUUUCUUCUCCAUCCUGUAUUUUAUCACCAGCUAACAAGUCAUUCCUGCAUUGUAUUCUCUAACCCAGAUAAUAAACCCUUGCAAUGGUAUACCUCACUCCGCUCGAUUCCAUGUCUUCUUAAGCUAAGUAUCAGAUUCUUUCAGAG